Messenger RNA from Aegilops tauschii subsp. strangulata, 2167 nucleotides. RefSeq names its product transcription factor MYB61. NCBI's taxonomy places the organism in Eukaryota, Viridiplantae, Streptophyta, Magnoliopsida, Poales, Poaceae. The record is from RefSeq and is a predicted model, not a curated record.
CACCUCCACCACCACCACCUUUAAAAGAAGGUGCUAAAGGGGGGGUGUCCUGCAAAGAAAAGGAGAGGAGUGCCCCCUAACCUUUCCCUGCUUUCCACUGAAAUCUCCUAUCUGCAACCAUACACACUGUUGCUCUUCUUGCUCAAUUCUGCUCUCAGCAAUCAUUUCCCCAUAUAUAAGUCACUAUACCCUCUGCAUUUCACACCCCUUCAGCCAUGGAUUCCUGAAGAAGCUCUGCGCUACCAGAGGAGACUUCUGCUGUGCGUGAUUGCAAGCUGCGUGAGUUCCGCAAACCCGUCGGGUCUGCGAAUUUCAAGCUCGCAGGCUCUGCAUUGCACUGAAAUGGGGAGGCAUUCAUGCUGCUACAAGCAGAAGCUGAGGAAGGGGCUCUGGUCCCCUGAGGAGGAUGAGAAGCUCAUGAACCACAUCACCAAGCAUGGCCAUGGCUGCUGGAGCUCUGUCCCUAAACUUGCAGGGCUCCAAAGGUGCGGCAAGAGCUGCAGGCUGAGGUGGAUAAACUACCUAAGGCCAGACCUUAAGAGAGGUGCCUUCGCUCAGGACGAGGAAGACCUCAUCGUUGAACUCCAUGCUGUGCUCGGGAACAGGUGGUCUCAAAUUGCAGCACAGAUGCCUGGGAGGACUGACAAUGAGAUUAAGAACCUCUGGAACUCGUCCCUCAAGAAGAAGCUGCGGCAGAAGGGCAUUGACCCCAACACCCACAAGCCCCUCACUGAGGCUGAUCGCAGUGGAGCAGCUCCCACCAUCAGCACCGAGAGGACCUCUGGUUCCAGUGAUGUCAACCCGUCAAGCGCUGGUGCUCUAGGGAACUUCGGUCACCUCCUCAGCGAGACAGCCCAAUCUUCAAUGCUGCUGCCGGUGUAUGACAAGAAGCGCCCUGAAACUCCAAGCUUGGCACGACCUAAGGUGCCAGCAAAGGAGUUGUUCCUGGACCAGCUUACUGCUGGUCAUGAGAGCCCAUCAAGCUGCCGUUCAUCAGGUCCAACGCUGUAUUUUCCUUUUCAGCAGCAAUUAGGCUACAGCAACGAGUGUGGCAGUGGAGAUGGUGCAAAUAUGAACUCACUCUGGUUUAACCAGAAUGAUUUCAGUUGCAACACAAUUUCCACUGUGAUGCCAACAGUUUCACCAUCAGCCCUCUCGACGCCGAUGGGACUGAACCUCCCACCAGACAAUCACCGCCAUGGGGGCACUGGCAUCGGCAGUGCCCCUUUCUACUGGGAUGGUGUUAAUCCUAGCAGCAGCGGUAGUACCGGGAGCAGCGGAAGCAACAGCAUGGGGUUCGAGCCACAGAGCACGAACUCAAUUCUGGAGAACAGUGUAUUCCCAUGGACAGAUAUCGGAGUUGGGCAAGAAAAGGAUACCAGAGUUCAGUUAGUGGAGGAACUCAAGUGGCCUGACUUGCUUCAUGGAACCUUUGCAGAGGCAACCACAGCGAUGCAGAACCAGAGCCAAUCACUAUACGAUGAUGUGAUCAAAGCAGAGAGCCAGUUCAACAUGGAAGGGAUAUGUGCUUCUUGGUUCCAGAAUCAGCAGCCACAGCAACAGCUGCAAGCAGCAUCAGACAUGUAUGAUAAAGACUUGCAAAGAAUGCCCUUGUCUUUUGAGCAUAUCUAGGUACCAUGUUCUGCCAUACAUGGAACAGAGAAGAUCAGCAGAAGCUGAGACUUGUCUCACAAUUUCGUGAGCAGGCUAUGCUGAGGUGCUUGCAUAGAUACAUAUGUGGGUUGAUACAGAAAUCAACCCUCCACAACCUUCCUUGGUUAUAAAGAUCAUGCAGUGCCACGGAAAAGACAGCUCUGUCAUCAGGAGUGGCGUCAAAUUGCACAGAAAAGUACAUUCUGGAGUCUCCCUUUCUUUCUCUUGAAAAUUGUUGUUUUCUUCUGUACACGACAGCUCAACUUUUGGAUACUUGAGUUUUUGUUCACUCUCUGUUUAUCAAAUAAAUAGACAGGAAUGGGAAAAACUGCAUGUGUCGGUAGCUAUCACAGACCAUACUAGUAGUCCCAAACUUUUCAACUGCUGCCAUGCACGUAGAUGGGAAUUAAUUAUUGCAAGUUGUAUUUUUAUAUCUUUUGAGAAGUUGCCGACAAACUGCAGUCGUAUAUUUGUAAAGGCAGAAAAUUGGAAUAUAUUGACCCAUGAGCAAUUU